Homo sapiens (human) is the source of this 1970-nucleotide messenger RNA. RefSeq names its product leucine rich single-pass membrane protein 2 (gene LSMEM2). Gene Ontology annotation, cellular component: membrane. The record is from RefSeq and is a predicted model, not a curated record. NCBI's taxonomy places the organism in Eukaryota, Metazoa, Chordata, Mammalia, Primates, Hominidae. The coding region runs from base 537 to 1058 and encodes 173 amino acids. The transcript is spliced from 4 exons.
AGUGAUGCGCAUCCUUACACAACCUUAUGGGACCUGUCUGCCCUUGUGGAGAUGGGAGCAGGGGAAGACCAAAACCGUGGAUUGUGCUAAAUGCUCCAGAUGUUGUUCUCAGUGUACACUGCCAGGGAGGAGCCACUGUUAUUCCGACUUUACACAUGAGCAAACUGAGUUCAGAGAGGGGAGACCCUUUACCUAAGGUUGCAAGCUUAGUAACAAAUGAACCAGCCUCCAACCUAGGUCCACCCACUGGCCAGCAUGGGUGCUGUUGGUGUAUCUGCCCACUUGUGAAGCUAUCAGAGCCCUCAUGGCAUUGGGAUUCAGUUGUCCAUCACCCUCUAUAAGACACACACAACAAUAGCAUUGUGUGCUAGCAGGUCAUGCAGUGGAGGCUGCUGUGUUUGCUGGGAGGAGAGAUGACUGGGCUGUGGGUAGGAGUCUGCAGGGGUAGAGGGGUGGCCAAAUAGAGAUGCACAGGCUUCCUUUGUCUGUCUUGGCUGCCACAUGGGGCCUUGCUGAGCCUGGAGUGGCCAUUCUGGAUGUAUGGGGGAGGUGUGCUUCCCCUUGAAGGUCCCUGGGCACCUGGACUAGUGGAGGCAGGCUCCUGGCUGGCUCCCUCACCAGACUCCGUGGCGCCAAUGAUGCCCAGCCAGAGGAGCAGGGGGCCAUUGGCCCCCAACCACGUGCAUGAGGUAUGCCUGCACCAGGUGGAGUCCAUCAGCGACCUACAUAGUGGAGCAGGCACACUGCGCCCCUAUCUAACUGAAGAGGCACGACCGUGGGAUGAGCUGCUGGGCGUUUUGCCGCCGUCACUGUGUGCCCAGGCUGGCUGCAGCCCUGUGUACAGACGAGGAGGGUUCCUGCUGCUGCUCGCGCUGCUGGUGCUCACUUGCCUAGUGCUCGCACUCCUGGCUGUCUACCUGAGCGUGCUGCAGAGUGAAUCCCUGCGCAUCCUGGCACACACGCUCCGCACGCAGGAGGAGACACUACUCAAACUCCGCUUGGCCAGCCUCAGCCAGCUUCGGAGGCUCAACUCCAGUGAGGCCCAAGCACCCAGCUGAGAUGCCAUUUGGAUCUGGGGCCUGGGGGUGUGUGUUGGUGGGGGAAUAAAGUGGCUAUGGGCAGGUCUCUCCUUCCCUACUGCUGGCUGCCACAUCUACACUAUUUCCUUGGUGAGAUUUUUGUACAAGAACCUGUUGUUAACUUAAUGGCUGCCUCCCUCUCCUGAUCUCUUCAAGCCAGGCCUAGCCAAGCCUCUGGUGCCAAAGCCUCGCUUUGGGUGGCCCAAGGUCAGGGGAAGGGGCACCAGCCUCCUGGCUCCUCCUGUGGCCUGUCAACACUCUCUGGCCACCCCAGAUGGCAGGUUCUGAAGUCUAGAAAUAGCUGCCCCCAUAGCAAUCACCCAAACUCUGCCAGGGCUCCCAGUGAGGGUCCAGCCUCAGCUCUUAAAGACAGGCUGGGCUCUGAGUAGGGGGAGAGGCACCACCUGGGGAAGACUGCCUUGGAGGGCAAAGGUGACAUCGUGGAAGACCAGUUGGGCCCAAGCCUGGGAUAGUAGAUGGGGAGGGAGAACAGAAAAAUACCCAGGGGUUAAGACCACAGAAGGCUGACCGUUCUGUUUAAUUAUCUGUAAUAAUCCUUAAAAAUCAGCACACAAAUCCAUUCCAGGUAGCUUUGCCACCCCACCUGCUGUGGUGGCAUUUGUCCAGAUGCCACCACCCCCCUAAGAGUGGGUCAUCCUGGGGGAGCAAGGCCUGAGAAAGGAAAGGAAGGGAAAGGCCCCCUAGUGCCUGCCCCACAGCCCUGAGGAAGGCACAUAUUUAGCCUGGCCUGAGACAGGACAGGAAGGGGCCACAGGGCUGAGUGCAGGGACAAAGGGGUCAGGGUCCCAAGUGUCCGGGCCCCCAGCUACCCACCCCAUGUCUGUUUUUGGUUUUGUCAUUAAAAAAAAUAAAGUGACAAAUACUGGUGGA